Messenger RNA from Anolis carolinensis (green anole), 3111 nucleotides. It is a transcript of the gene gmeb1, whose product is annotated as glucocorticoid modulatory element binding protein 1. NCBI's taxonomy places the organism in Eukaryota, Metazoa, Chordata, Lepidosauria, Squamata, Anolidae. Gene Ontology annotation, molecular function: RNA polymerase II cis-regulatory region sequence-specific DNA binding. The record is from RefSeq and is a predicted model, not a curated record. Gene Ontology annotation, biological process: regulation of transcription by RNA polymerase II. The coding region runs from base 34 to 1896 and encodes 620 amino acids. Gene Ontology annotation, cellular component: nucleus. The transcript has 10 exons.
GCGCGGGCGGCCGAGCGGUGCCGUCUUCUGCGCAUGCUCCGCCUCUCCUGGCUCCCCUCCCCCCUCUUCAACAGCCCGGACUCGGCUGCUCGGCGACGGCUUUCUCACACUCCUAGAACGACACCAGCAGGCAUCCCCAGACGCCUUGUUCCCUAUUGUCCGUUGCAGCACACCUCUCCCCUCGCGGCUUGGACUCCAUGUGAGCAAAUGGCCAAUGCCGAAGUAAACAUCCCCAUCGGGGACGUGGUGGUUGUGCCGACCGACGGCAACGAAGGCGGGAACCCAGAAGAUACCAAGACCCAGGUGAUUCUGCAGCUGCAGCCCAUACAACAAGGCAGGAUUUAUCAAGAAGGCUCUGAGACCAAUACGGCUGUGGUUGCGGUAGAAGCGCACACCAUCCACAAGCUGGAAGAAGGCAUUGAUCCGAGCACCAUUGAAGCCCAUGAGGAUAUUGAGAUUGCUUACCCCAUCACCUGUGGAGAGAGCAAAGCCAUCCUUCUCUGGAAGAAAUUUGUUUGCCCUGGAAUCAACGUCAAGUGCGUGAAGUUCAAUGAUCAGCUCAUCAGCCCAAAGCACUUUGUUCAUCUCGCUGGCAAAUCUACCCUGAAGGACUGGAAGAGAGCCAUUCGCCUCGAAGGAAUCAUGCUGAGAAAGAUGAUGGACUCGGGCCAGAUCGACUUCUACCAGCACGACAAGGUGUGCACCAACACCUGCCGCAGCACCAAGUUCGACCUGCUGAUCAGCAGCGCCCGGGCGCCCGUGCCAGGUCAGCAAAGCCUGGUCCAGACUCCCACCUCCGCCGAGGGGAGCAUCACGCAGAUUUCAGUGUCCGAGGAAAGCAUGGAGGAAGGGAUUGAGUGGAACUCCGCUCUGACCGCAGCAGUCACCAUGGCAACAGAUGAGGGCACCAAGAAAGACCCAGAUGAGAUUUCAGAGGACACGCUCAUGUUCUGGAAAGGAAUUGCAGACGUGGGGCUGAUGGAGGAAGUCGUCUGCAACAUUCAGAAGGAGAUAGAAGAGGUGCUGAGGGGGGUCCAGCAGAGACUUGGCCAGUCGUCCUUCCAGAUUACCGAUGCUGCUGUCUUAAAUAACGUUGCACAUACUUUUGGUUUGAUGGACACAGUCAAGAGAGUGCUGGACAAUCGGAAAAGUCAAACCGAUCAGGGGGAAGAGCAGUUCCUCUUUACUCUUGCAGACCUGGACCGCCAGUUGGAGGAGCAAAAGAAGCUGGCCAGGGACCAGCGGAUCAAAUCUCAGACAGUCCAGAACGUGGUGCUGAUGCCCGUCAGCACCCCGAAGCCUCCGAAGAGGCCCCGCCUGCAGCGCCCGGCCUCGGCCACCGUCCUGAGCCCCUCGGCCCCCGUCCAGCAGCCUCAGUUCACCGUCAUCUCGCCCAUCACCAUUGCGCCCAUGGGACAGCAGUUCUCUGUGAGCAACAUCCCCGUGGCCACCAUCAGCCAGGGCUCGAGUCCCGUCACCGUGCACACGUUGCCCUCGGGCUCACAGCUGUUCCGCUAUGCCACGGUGGUCUCUUCCUCCAAGACCAGCUCUUCCGAAACAGUGACCCUUCACCCGUCCUCAAGCCUGGCCCUGCUGAGCUCGACGGCGAUGCAGGACGGCGGGGCCCUGGCCAAUGUGGCCACCGUGGUGAACCCUGUCGAACUGGUGGCCAUGGAGUCUGGGCUGACCUCAACCAUCCAAGCCAUAGACGGCACCUCAGAAGACGGGCAAACCAUCAUAGAAAUAGACCCGGCGCCCGACCCGGAAGCCGAGGAAUCGGGAGCCAAAGCUAUGAUUCUGGGGACCGAAGUCAGGACUGAGGAGAAGAUGGUGGCCGAGGUUGACGAGCAUCAGCAUCAGGUCCAUAAUGUAGAGAUCGUGGUCUUAGAGGACUAGCCAGGAUGCCAGAUUAUAACAUUAUUUGAUUCAUCUUCUCUUACUUUUUAUUUGUUUAUCUUUUGUCUUUGUACAGCCUUCUGUAUAGGUCCCAUUGAAUAUUUUUUUUGACAAAUCCACACAGUCCUUUUCACACCCAAAGGAACAACCUGAAUUCGGCGUUCCUGAAUUGAGAGGAUAUUCUGCCACAUCCUCACAUCCAGAAGAUAAACAUACCUCGACUGUUCCAGAGAUCGUUCUCUGAGUGAUUACAGGGCAUAGACCAAGCAUGGGCCAACUUGGGCCCUCCGGGUGUUUUGGACUCCAACUCCCACAAUUCCUAACAGCCGGUAGGCUGUUAGGAAUUGUGGGAGUUGGAGUCCAAAAUACCCGGAGGGCCCAAGUUGGCCCAUGCCUGGCAUAGACCCACAUUUGGUACAUUUGGAUUGUUUCAUAUCAAAAGGAAUAGAGCUUCUUGCUGGAAAUGUGUUCAACUGCUGGAUGAGAUGCAAUUUUAGGAAAACUUAAUUCUACGCCUCAUGUCAUCCAACUCUCCCCCCCAUUUGUAGCUGGAAUCAUAUCAUCUGCUCUUUAUUUUCAAGCCUUUUCUGGUGAUUUUUUUUCCCCAUUUACAAAACUUUAAAGAAUUGCUUAUGCGUUGCGAGCCCAUGCAUGCAUGUGCACACACAUGCACACGCGUGCAUAUGCACAUACAGCAGGGGGGGGGGAGAAAAAGAAUCUGAUGUAGCAUCCAAGAAUAUAGCAUUAAUUUCCUGGAUGUAUCAAAUGUGGAUUGUGCUGUUGCAUGCUGGGAGAGCUAGGCUCAGCAGGCUGGGCAUAGCGUGCUGUUUCUUGCAUGCCAGGAACCAUACGAAGCUCACUAGCUCUUUCUAUAUAUGCGUGUAUAUGUUUGGUGUUUAAAACCUUUUGGGAAAAAAAAAACAGUUUGCAGGAUUCCAGCUGACACAUCACUUCAGCAAUUUGAAAGUCUCUGGUCUUUUAUUCUUAGUUUGGCCGGAGAUAAUUCUUUCUUUUGUUCUUAGUUUCUGUAAGAAGAGUGAAGAAGGGAUUUUACUUCCUUCCUCUUCAUUUCUCCAAAUUUGGAGUGUGAGAAAAUCCAUUUGGGUUGAACUGUUUAAAACCCAGCAGCAACAGUAUUGUGAGACAAGGAGAGAGAGAGAGAGCUAUUUGUUUUGUUUUUGCAUUAAAAGGUCAUAUGGAAGCAAAAGAAAAAAA